AUGCGAGUAUCGUCGAAUCGCGGUCUCUUCCCGCGCGCGCUGAGCAUGCUCGGCGUGGUUGCGCUGUUGGCGCUCGCGCUGCUCUCGACCCCUGCGCGCGCCAUGGGCGUCGUCGCCUUCGACUACGGUACCGAAUGGAUGAAGGUCUCGCUGGUCAAGCCCGGUCUGCCGUUCGAUGUGGUGCUGGACCGAGACUCGAAGCGCAAGAUCCAGUCCGCCGUCUCGUUUAAAAAGUGGGGCCUGGAAGAGGAGAUCCUCUUCGGCACCAAUGCGUACAAUCAUGCUACGCGAGAACCCAAGCAGUCCUUCUACGGCCUCAAGACCCUCCUCGGCCGCACAACCGCAGACGACGACAAGCCUUACGUCGACCUCUACGCCUCGAUCUUUGGCAACGACGUCGUCAGCUCCGACCGCGGAACGUGCUCGCUCAAGAGACCGUUCGAGGCUGACCCCAAGCUUUCCAACCUUCCCGUGCUCUCCGUCGAGGAGCUUGUGGGCAUGCAGCUCGAAUACGCCAAGAAGCUCGCCGAGGAGACGGCGGGCGAGCGCGUCAACCCGUCGCUGCCCGCCGGCUUCAACAUCGGCUCGUUUGGCGGUCUGGAUGCCGUCGUCACCGUGCCCGCUUUCUUCACCGCGCAGGAGCGCCAGGCCAUCGUGGACGCCGCCGUGCUCGCUGGCUUCCGCCCGCGUCUCGUCUCGGACGGCGCAGCGGCGGCGGUCAAUUAUGCACAGACGCGUACGUUUGCGCAGCCCGAGAAGCACCUCUUCUUCGACGUCGGUUCCGGCUCGGUGCGCGCCACCGUGGUCGAGUUCAGCACCAAGCCCGUCGUCAUCGAUUCCAUCCUCUCUGCCGGCAAGAAGGAGGCGACCAUCGUCGACGUCAAGGGCGUCGGAUGGGAGCGCAACGUCGGCGGUCUCCAGCUCGACCUCAUUCUGCGCGACAAGCUCGUCGCCGACUUUGACGCCAAGCACGCCGCGCAGAUCGGCGGCUCGAUCAAGACCAACCUCCGCGCCAUGGCACGCCUGCUCAAGGAGGCCAACCGCGUCAAGCACAUCCUCAGCGCCAACGACGCCGCCUCCAGCAGCGUCGAGAGCUUGGUCGACGAGAUCGACUUCCGCACCAUGAUCCAGCGCCAGGACUUUGAAGAUGCCGUCGCCAAGGCGGGUCUCUUGCCCAAAUUCACCACGCCCAUCCAGCAGGCACUUGCUGCCGCGGGCAUCAAGCUCGACGAGCUCAACUCGAUCGUGCUUGUCGGCGGCAGCACGCGUGUGCCGCUGGUGCAGAACGCCCUGCGCGAGGCAGGAAUCCCCGACUCGAAGCUCGCGCAGAACGUCAACGCCGACGAGGCGGCCGUCAUGGGCGCCGCCUUCUACGGCGCCAGCUUCAACCCGCAGUUCCGCAUGAAGGAGAUCCGCGCCUACGACCUCGUGCCGUACGCCGUCAAUCUCAAGGACGCCGACGGACACGAGGAGAUCAUCUUCCCCGCAGCGUCGUACGAGACCGAGCAUGUGGUGCGUCAGUACUCCAACGUCAAGGACGACUUUGUCUUUGAGCUCGAGUACGAUGCCGCCGCGCAGAAGGCGCUGGGUGUCGGCACCGACCGCGCCAUCUCCAUGGUCGAAAUCAGCGGCAUCGAGGAGAGCCUCAAGGAGCUCAAGGCGAGCGGACAGCUGGACCAGGUGGACACGCAGCUCAACCUGACCGUCGUCAGCCGUCCGCUGGGCACGUACUCGGUGGAGAACGUUGUGAUGGUCGUCAAGCCCAAGGCUGGCGGCAUCGCCGGUGCGCUCAAGUCGUUCUUCGGCGUAGCGACGCCCAAGAAGGCGAGCAACGCCACCACCACCAACUCUACCGCCACCAACACCACUUCGAGCGACGAGGCCGGUAAGGAGGAGGGUGCCGACGAGGACGACGAGACGCUGUCGUCCGUGCCGGCCAAGGACAAGAUCGUCAAGCUGACGGCACGCACCAUUCCGCAGAACGACGCCGUGCGCCCCAUGUCGGGCGACGAGAUCAAGCGCAGCAAGGACAAGUUGUGGACGAUGGGGCAGGCGGCGACGCGCAAGGCGCAGCGCGAGGAGGCGCGCAACGCGAUCGAGUCGUACCUCUACCGUGUGCGCGAUCUGGUCGAGGACUCCACCUUUGCCGCGGUCGCCAAGGAUGCAGAGCGCAAGGCGAUCGCCUCCAAGACCGACGAGCUGUCUGCAUGGCUCUCGGACGCGGGCGAGACGGCGGACACUGCGACGCUCAAGCUCAAGCGCGCCUCGCUCGAGUCGCUCAUCAAGCCGCUCGAGACGCGCGUGGAGCAGGGCAAGCUGCGCACUGCCGCAUUUGCUGCGUUUGAGACGUCGCUCUCCGAGGCGCGCGAAUUCGUUGCGGAAGCGCGCGCGAACCUGACUGCGGCGCUCGAGAGGAACGAGGCGAGCAAGUACAGCGUCGCGGAGCUCGACACGCUCAGCGCCACGCUCGACAAGGACGCCGAGUGGUUCGCCAAGGGCAAGGCGCUGCAGGACAAGAAGGGCGCCAACGACGAUCCGGCGCUGCUGAGCACGGAUGUGGAUGCAAGGAGGAAAAAGUUCUCGGAGACCAUCGCAAAGAUCAAGAAGAGGCGCAUCGCAAAGACGCGCCCGCAGAAGAAGAAGCCCGCUGCCGCCGCCGAGGCCGACAAGAAGGACGCCAAGGAUGCCAAGGACGCCAAAUCCGAAGCGGGCGACAAGAAGGACGAGCAGCCUCCGCGGCACGAGGAACUCUGA
Messenger RNA from Moesziomyces aphidis, 2754 nucleotides. Lineage: Eukaryota; Fungi; Basidiomycota; Ustilaginomycetes; Ustilaginales; Ustilaginaceae. The record is from the annotation of a GenBank genome assembly.